AAACCCUAACAAAACCCUAAAGCCUUCGCAGAAGCCUAGAACCUUCCACCAGCAAUCUUGAAAUCCCCAUCUCCUAGAGAACUUAACUGCCAAAAUCUCACUCUCCGAAUCGAUCCAUCCAACAAUGGCAAAGCGUCUGAUUCCAUGCCUAAACAGAGUGUUGGUGGAGAAGAUUGUCCCUCCGUCCAAAACCACCGCUGGUAUUCUUCUCCCUGAGAAAUCUUCCAAGUUGAAUUCCGGGAAAGUGGUUGCUGUUGGUCCAGGAACUCGUGAUAACUCCGGGAAUACGAUUCCGGUAGCCGUUAAGGAAGGAGACACUGUCUUGUUGCCUGAAUAUGGUGGCAUGGAAGUAAAGCUCGGUGAAAAAGAGUAUCAUCUCUUCAGGGAUGAAGACAUUUUGGGAACUCUGCACGACUGAUUUGAGUGUUUUGUAAGAGAAUCUGGUUUGGCUGUCACUGAAGCCUUGACUGUGAGUUGUGUAAGAUUACCAACUCAAACUUUCCGAAUGAAACAACAUUAAUUAAAUUGCCUUGAUGAAGUAUGUCAUUUAUUGGAGCUUGAUUAGCAAAUACUUGUUAAGGUUAUAAUCUUUUUCUGAGCAACUGCAUCUAUGGUAUUAUAAGGAAAUCAUACAUUUUUAAAAAACAGUUGUAU
Molecule: messenger RNA, 654 nt
Organism: Cynara cardunculus var. scolymus (artichoke)
Lineage: Eukaryota; Viridiplantae; Streptophyta; Magnoliopsida; Asterales; Asteraceae
Product: 10 kDa chaperonin, mitochondrial-like
Exons: 3
Coding region: 125-418 (97 amino acids)
Cellular component (GO): mitochondrial matrix
Molecular function (GO): metal ion binding; ATP binding; protein folding chaperone
Source: RefSeq, a predicted model, not a curated record